CACUGGCCCAUACUUGGCAAGCUACAACAGAACCAUCCUCUUUCCAUGGAUGGGAUUGUAGUCAGCUUGUGGUGUACAUUUUCCCUUGCCACAAGUAUAUUAAUUAACUCUUAUCAAUUGCUUCCUACCCUCCAAGGCUCAUUUCAAAACAGACACCAUGGAAGCUUGUUUUCUCUCCUCAAACUCAUUUUCCAAAACCAUAGCACAUAUCCCUUCAACCAAAUCUAAGUUUCUCACCCACCCAAAGAAAUACCCCAACCAGUUUCAAUACAAGAAAGUUGGCAUUCCACCAUCUUCUAUUACAUGUUGCCUUUCUGGCUCGUCAUCAUCUCCAGAAGAAGACAGCAGCCUUGUUCUUGACGGUGAUUGGCGAUCCUUCAGAGCAAGAUUGGUAGCCGGGGAGAGAGCUCUGAGGUCCGCAGAUCCAUCGUCCUCUGUGGUUGAUCCUGAUUCUGUGGCUGAUGAUCAGCCUCCAACUGUAGCAAUUGGUGAUAAGUGGGUCCACCCCAUCCAUGAACCUGAGAAGGGUUGCCUGCUAAUUGCCACAGAGAAGCUGGAUGGGGUCCACAUCUUCGAACGGACGGUGAUCCUGCUCCUAUCAACCGGGCCUGUGGGCCCAACUGGCGUCAUCCUCAACCGGCCAUCACUCAUGUCCAUCAAAGAAACCAGAUCAACGGCGUUAGAUGUGGCAGGCACAUUCUCUGAUAAGCCGCUGUUCUUCGGUGGGCCUCUGGAAGAAGGGCUGUUCCUGGUAGUGAGGCCCAAGGAGGGUGAUGACAGUGAUAAUGGGCCUGGGAAGAGUGGGCUUUUUGAAGAAGUGAUGAAGGGAUUGUACUAUGGAACGAAGGAGAGUGUGGGCUGUGCUGGUGAGAUGGUGAAGAGGAAUGUGGUUGGAGCUGGGGACUUCAGAUUCUAUGAUGGGUAUUGUGGAUGGGAAAAGGAGCAGCUGAGGGAUGAGAUUAGGGCUGGCUACUGGACUGUGGCGGCUUGUAGUCCCAGUGUAAUUGGACUGGCUAGUGUUGGGCUGUGGGAGGAGAUCCUUGGGCUUAUUGGGUCUAAAAAGGUUUGGUGAGUGUGGCCCAUGGGCCAACAACUACUUGUAACAUGACUGCAUCUAUAUUCUCAAAAAUUGUAAAUGAAAUUUAGGGCUUCGCAUUUUGCAGGGCAGAAAGAGGACAUGCAGGGUGGAUAAAAAGAGUAACUUUUUACUCUUGCUAUCAAAACCUGCCCUAAAAAUGUUAUGUCAUUGUUGAUUUUCUCACUUAUUUGAAAAAGUAAAGAGUGUUUUAAAUGUUCU
Molecule: messenger RNA, 1297 nt
Organism: Diospyros lotus (date-plum)
Lineage: Eukaryota; Viridiplantae; Streptophyta; Magnoliopsida; Ericales; Ebenaceae
Exons: 2
Coding region: 158-1072 (304 amino acids)
Source: RefSeq, a predicted model, not a curated record